This is a messenger RNA of Plenodomus lingam JN3, 642 nucleotides long. RefSeq lists its product as uncharacterized. Lineage: Eukaryota; Fungi; Ascomycota; Dothideomycetes; Pleosporales; Leptosphaeriaceae. Gene Ontology annotation, biological process: vesicle budding from membrane; late endosome to vacuole transport via multivesicular body sorting pathway. The record is from RefSeq and is a predicted model, not a curated record. Gene Ontology annotation, cellular component: multivesicular body.
AUGAACCGCCUCUUUGGAGCCAAAAGCACGGCGCCCAAGCCAACACUGAACAGCGCCAUCUCAAACGUCGACACACGCAUAGAAAGCCUCGACGUCAAACUCGCCAAGCUCAACGCAGAGCUUUCCGCCUACCAACAGAAACUCGCAAAGAUGCGCGACGGCCCAGGCAAGACCGCCAUGAAGCAAAAAGCCCUCAAGGUCCUCCAGCAGCGCAAAAUGUACGAGGGCCAGCGCGACCAGCUACAGGCACAGUCGUGGAAUAUGGAGCAGGCCGGCAUGAUGCAGGACAACCUCAAGAACACAAUGACCACCAUCGAUGCCAUGAAGACUACCACCAAGGAGCUGAAGAAGCAGUAUGGCAAGGUCAACAUUGACCAAAUCGAAAAGAUUCAGGACGAGAUGGCUGAUCUCAUGGAAAUGGGAAACGACAUUCAAGACGCCAUCAGUCGCAGCUACGAUGUGCCAGAGGACGUGGACGAGUCGGAGCUGGAUGCCGAGCUGGAGGCCCUUGGCGACGAGGUCGACUUUGAGGGCAUUGGAGAGUCGUCUGGUGUCCCCAGUUUCAUGCUCGAUGAUGCUGCGCCCCCGCAGUUCAUCGACGAGCCUCCGUCAACCAACAAGGUCCAGGAAGCUGCAGGAUGA